Molecule: messenger RNA, 1323 nt
Organism: Seriola dumerili (greater amberjack)
Lineage: Eukaryota; Metazoa; Chordata; Actinopteri; Carangiformes; Carangidae
Product: RNA-binding protein with multiple splicing 2
Exons: 8
Coding region: 223-1059 (278 amino acids)
Biological process (GO): negative regulation of smooth muscle cell differentiation
Molecular function (GO): protein homodimerization activity; mRNA binding
Source: RefSeq, a predicted model, not a curated record
GGAGGAGAGAGAGAGACGCGCUCCAAUGAGAAAAGUUUACUUGUUCUUCCUCCGCACAGUCCCACAGCUGAGGGCAUUGAUGUGAGCGCAGAGGCUUUCUGUUUUUUACGCGCACUUCUUUCCCCCCAUCUUUCACCCUCACACACGGAGCACAAAUCCACCUUCUCACCUUUAGUUUAGCGCGUCUCUAUUUCUUUUCUUUCCUUUUCCUCCCUUUUAUGAAUGAUUCUCUCUAGCCAUACAACUUCUACUACUAGAAUAACCUCGGAUACCUCGCCGUCCUCGUCUGCACGACCUCACCUCGGCACACCUUCUCUCCUCAAGUUCAAACGCCACCAGGACUUUCACAGCAGCUUCAGACGCACUUGGGGAAAAUAUCACUCGACGAGGAAAAACUUGAUACUUUGUGCAGCAGCAGCGGCAGCGGCUGAAGCGACCGUCAACAUGAGUCUCAAAGCUGACGCAGAGCCGAAUAACAACGUUUCCAUCGAGGAGGAGGUACGAACACUGUUUGUCAGUGGCCUACCAGUAGAUAUCAAACCACGGGAACUUUACCUUCUCUUCAGACCCUUUAAGGGUUAUGAAGGGUCACUGAUUAAGUUAACUUCAAAACAGCCUGUCGGGUUUGUAACCUUUGACAGUCGGUCUGGAGCUGAAGCUGCAAAAAAUGCAUUAAAUGGUAUCCGUUUUGACCCCGAAAGUCCCCAGACCCUGCGCUUAGAGUUUGCUAAAGCCAACACGAAGAUGGCAAAGAGUAAGCUGAUGGCCACACCGAACCCCACAAAUAUCCACCCUGCUCUAGGAGCACACUUCAUUGCACGGGACCCAUAUGAUCUGACAGGGGCAGCACUGAUCCCAGCAUCACCAGAUGCCUGGACACCUUACCCCUUGUACACCACGGAGCUGACCCCAGGCCUCCCUCACGCAGCGUUCACUUACCCAGCGGCCGCUGCCGCUGCUGCAGCCCUCCACGCCCAGGUGAGGGACCAACCGAUGCGCUGGUACCCUACUCCCUCUGAGACUUCCCAGCCUGGAUGGAAAUCCCGGCAGUUUUGUUAGAUAUUUAGCUUCUGGAAACCACACCUUUGUCCAGCUGAAGUGAGGUUUGCCAAGCUCUUCAUUAAUUUAAUCAGGUUUAUUUAAUGGACAAAUGUGCAUUAUUAUAAACAAACAGUAUUUAUAUCUCCUCCCGAUUGUCUCCGGGGGGAGUUUGAGUUGAAACCAUCUUGCUGUCGACAAUCUGAGCUCAUCCUUGGCAACUAUUGCGGUACCAUCCUAGCACUUCAAAAAAACAAAAAAAAAAAAAAAAAAAAAAAACCUCAU